Messenger RNA from Carassius carassius (crucian carp), 960 nucleotides. RefSeq names its product transmembrane protein 187-like. Bases 91 to 861 code for a protein of 256 amino acids. Gene Ontology annotation, cellular component: transport vesicle. The transcript has a single exon. The record is from RefSeq and is a predicted model, not a curated record. Lineage: Eukaryota; Metazoa; Chordata; Actinopteri; Cypriniformes; Cyprinidae.
UCCGGAAAACAACCACUGUUUUGUACUCUGUAAAUUCCACGCGAUUUGCUACUGUCCUUUUGAACCGGACUGUCUAUUUUUUAUUAGAAAAUGGCAAUGUCAGCGCUCGUCCACGUUCUCAUACCCUUCCUGCUUUGCAUUGCGCUUGCAAACACUCACAUUUUCGACAAAGUUUUGGUGGAUGUCACGUAUGAUCACUAUGCGGAAAGGAAAGUCGACAGCCUUCCUGCUUUCUUGUCCAUGCCGUUUAACUGUCUGAUAAACUUGGGAUACAUAUUAUUAGGUAUCUACUGGAUCUUUCAACCGAUGUCAGACAAUAGAGACACCUGUGCAGCCGUCUACACCAAAGACGUGUUCGCGCUCAUGUCAGUGGCCUAUGGACCGGUGCAGUGGGUCCGCUUGGCCACCUUGCGGCGCGCGCCCUCUGUUUUGGACCAGUGGUUCACUUUACCUAUUUUUGCGUGGGUGCUGGUCUGGUGUCAUGUCGUUGACAAAGACUGGUCGUCCCGUUACGCCUUGAUGGUGGAAUCGUGCUCUGUCCUCAGCUAUGGACUGGCGCUCUUUCACGACCGGGGGUUUGAAGUAGCCCUGGGUGGUCACAUCGCCUUCGCCGUGUUCAAAGGCGCCCGAGCGCAGGUGAAGCUCGGAGACACUGCGUCCAUGCGCUACCUCUGCUUGGCCCUGCUGUCUUGCGCUGGUUUCGUGGCUCUCAAGCUUCUGGAUCAUUCUCUUGCACAGUACUGGGUGUUUCAAAAUCUUACUGGACAUUUCUGGUCCAAAGUUUGCGACAUUUUGCAGUUUCAUUACAGCUUUUGUUUUCUCACUCGCCUUAGUGAAAAUACACACAAGCGCUCUUCAUAAAUGUACAUACAUUUAUUCAGUUGAAUAAGGCAAUGAACAUAACAUGUACGAAGAUAAGAUUAUGUAACUGACAUGUUCUCAUUCUAACGUUUAAUGUGA